UGGAGGCGGGUGCCCCGGAUGUAAUACCGGCGAAAGCAUCUUUCUUUUUCUUCCCCGUCCGACCCUGGGUGCCUAGGUGAGCACCGGCGGCUGGAGGAAAUCUACUGCCAAUCAUGCCAAAGAGGAAAGUAACUUUUCAGGGUGUUGGAGAUGAGGAUGAUGAAGAUGAACUCAGUGUUCCCAAAAAGAAGCUGGUGGACCCUGUGGCUGGAGCAGGUGGUCCUGGGAGCCGAUUCAAAGGCAAACACUCUUUAGACAGUGAUGAAGAGGACGAUGAGGAGGAGGGGUCCAGCAAAUAUGAUAUCCUGGCCUCAGAGGAUGUAGAAGGUCAGGAAGCAGCUACUCUCCCUAGUGAGGGGGGUGUGAGGAUCACACCCUUCAACCUCCAGGAAGAGAUGGAGGAAGGCCACUUUGAUGCUGAUGGCAACUACUUCCUGAACCAGGAUGCACAGAUCCGAGACAGCUGGCUGGACAACAUUGACUGGGUGAGGAUCAAGGAACGGCCACCUGAUAAGCACCAGGUCUCAGACUCAGAGGAGGAAGGCAGCCUGGGUCAGACUCCGAUGAGUGCCCAGGCACUCCUGGAGGGACUUCUGGAGUUGUUAUUGCCAAGAGAGACAGUGGCUGGGGCACUUAGGAGGCUGGGGGCCCGAGGAGGAGGCAAAGGCAACAGCAAGGGGACUGGACGGCCCAAUUCCCCCCAGCGUCUAGACCGGCUGUCUGGGUUAGCUGAUCAAAUGGUGGCUCGAGGCAACCUUGGUGUUUACCAGGAAACAAGGGAACGGUUGGCUAUGCGACUGAAGGGUUUGGGGUGUCGGACCCAGGGAUCCCAUGACCCCACACCUCCACCUUCCCUCGACAUGUUUGCUGAGGAAGUAGCAGAGGGGGAACUGGAAACUCCAACCCCUACCCAUGGAGAAGAAGCAGAGUCUGCAGGAGAUGGUCUGAUGGAAGUGAUGUGGGAAUAUAAAUGGGAGAACACGGGGGAUGCUGAGCUGUACGGCCCCUUUACCAGUGCCCAGAUGCAGACCUGGGCGAGUGAAGGUUACUUCCCGGAUGGUGUCUAUUGCCGGAAGCUGGACCCUCCAGGCGGUCAGUUCUACAAUUCCAAGCGCAUUGAUUUUGAUCUCUACACGUGAGCCCACUAAGGGCCCAGUGUGGCCGCCCCUUCUUUCUUGGACUUGGCAGAGGAGGCCCCAGCUGCCCUGGGUAGUGAGGAUAUUGGAGGCUACUCCAAAGCUGUUGUCUCUUUCCUAAUAAAAGCCUUGACUGUGUUGAUGGCCAAGAGCCAGGGCUUCUCCGUAGCUCCUUUUGGCUUCACCUGGUAGGUCCUUGAGUGUUUCCUCCCUAGAGACGUCCUCACAUGCUUCUCUCUGCUCUCUUAACCACCUCAGUUUUUGGAGGCAGAGGUAGGGCCCAUAAGGUGUCCUGUGACUUUCCUACUUAGACUUCUACUUGUGUGAAAUUCUCUCCUGUCACUCUUAUCUCCAGUCCCCCUUCCAAGUCCCUGUUCGGCUGAGCUUUGGCUUUUAGUUCCUCAAAUUCUCUGUCCUGGCAGCUCCCUUGUAGCUGGGACAUUGGGAAGACUUUGAAAUCCUAUUGGAUUAAACAUGGAUUCUCUUCUUC
Grammomys surdaster is the source of this 1626-nucleotide messenger RNA. It is a transcript of the gene Cd2bp2, whose product is annotated as CD2 cytoplasmic tail binding protein 2. The coding region runs from base 114 to 1139 and encodes 341 amino acids. The record is from RefSeq and is a predicted model, not a curated record. NCBI's taxonomy places the organism in Eukaryota, Metazoa, Chordata, Mammalia, Rodentia, Muridae. The transcript is spliced from 7 exons. Gene Ontology annotation, cellular component: U5 snRNP. Gene Ontology annotation, molecular function: protein binding.